UGGUUCCAGCUCUUUCAGCGUGUCAUCAACCGCCAAUUAUCAAGCUGAAUGGUUGUUGUUCGCUGUAACCUAUGUCAUCAGAUCUACGCAAAAUACUGUGCACAAAAUGGAUAAGACUAAGUUGUCCGUGAAGGAAAAAAUCGAGCAUUAUCGUCAACGCUUGGCAAAGAAGAAUACCAGAGAGGUUCAGAAUGGUGCGAUAGGUAAAGCCAGUUCUCCGCCCGUUAUCCAUGCUUCCCAGAUUGUAGUGUCUACGACGAACCGUAACACCUCAGAACCACAGUCUUCAGAAGCGUUAGGGAGUUCUGUCCAGGGACCAGCAUCUGCCGUCCGAUCUGGUGUCAAAAAAUCACCUACUCCAAAGUCUGCGACUCUACAGAAGCCCACUCCGGCCCUUGAUCCCGAGGCACUUUGGGACUUAGCCUAUGAUGCGCUCAAGGCGGAGGAUUCAGAAUUGCUCAACGACUACGAAUCGAUCCUGUCUCGCAAGCUUACCACCUCACAGGAAGCUGAGGGAAAUGUCAUUGCGCAGGACAACCAAUCGGAGAGGCGAGUGCAGAUGAAAUGCCUUCUGGACGCUGAAAUAAAAGGUUUGGAGAAGGCCGCCGGCGUCGAAAGGAAGGUUGGCAACGCGAUACGUAUCGUUCUGUCUGCCAAGAGUGCAAUUGGCACAGCUCUAGACUCAGUUACGGUCGCGGCUCUGGCGUGGGCGGGUGUCUGCGUUGCGCUACAGUUCUUUCUGAACCCCAUCGAGGAGACGAAGGCGAAUAGAGAUGGGAUCAUCCAAGUCAUUUAUAAUAUGAAAUGGUACUCGAGCCUUUCAAAAUUCCUUCUUGAAGACACGGUCACAUAUGACAAUCCCAUUACAAUGUUGCGUUCUGCCUUGGCCGAUCUCAUCCUUCACCUCUACAAGGAGCUCCUCAGGUACAUGGUGAAGAGCAUCUGUGCGUAUAAUCGGAAUAAGCUACAUCAAUUCUUGAGAGGUAUGGCUCAGCUGGACGACUGGAAGGGAGAACUUCAUGGCGUUAAUGUGGCCGAGAAGGCUGUCACGACUGCCGUCAGCGAUUAUACCGGGCGGCAAUCCAAUUCGUACUUGGCAUUGAUGGCCUGUAUGCAUGCUACCGAGCAGCAGAGUAAGGUCAUGCAGCAGCUGUGCAUAACGGACAUGGGAGCGGAAAUUCAGUCCCUCGAAGAACGUAAAGAUCAGUUGGUCGCUGACGCUUGGCAAUGGAUCCUUGACACAGAGGACUACAAGGAAUUCGUGAAAUGGCCGGACAGCAACCUGAAACAGCGUUUAUGGAUUAAAGGCGAUGCGGGAAAAGGAAAGACGAUGCUUCUGGUUGGCAUCAUACGCCACCUGGAAGCCCAGCUCGAAACGCACCCUGAUCAGCCUAAUCUGUCAUACUUCUUGUGCCAGGGAACAAACGAUAAAUUAAAUACAGCUACUGCAGUAAUGAGAGGAUUGAUAUGGAUGCUUAUACGGCAAGAAAAGACGCUUGUGCGACACGUGGAAAAGGUGUACAAUGAUCUCGGCUCAACGCUUUUUCAGGAUCAUAACUCCUUUUACAACCUGAAACAGGUUUUUUUUUCCAUGAUCAAAGAUGAUAAUUUGAAGCGAGCAUUCUUGAUCGUUGACGCACUGGAUGAAUGCCUCACCGAGGAGCCAGGGCUUCCGCAACUCUUGCAGUUUAUCAAUGAAACGUCGAGGAACAAUGAUAAAAUUAAGUGGCUCAUUUCAAGCCGAAACGAUUCUGAGAUUGGAUCGGUGCUUGCCCAAAGCCAAGCGGGGACAACGCUCUCUCUUGAACUCAAUUCCGAGUCAGUUGCCGGUGCUGUCAAGGCUUACAUUGAACAUAAGAUGGAUGACUUCAAGCAAAAACACCGCAGGGCUUUCGCGGCGAGCAAAGACCUGUCUCGUUACAACAAGCUGGCAGGCGUCCUGGAAAGAAUUAGCAAAGAACUGCUGCAAAAGUCUAAUGGUACCUUCCUCUGGGUAGCAUUAGUGUUCAAACAAAUGGAAGGAUGCAGAGCAUACGAAAUCGAAGACGAAUUCUUGAAGCUAGUGAAGAAUCUUCCUCCAGGACUGGACCACCUCUAUUCAGCAAUGAUGCGUCGCUUACUGAACUCUCGAGAUGCUACGCUCUGUACUCAAGUUCUUUUGAUCACGUUCAAUGCUUACCGUCCCCUCCACAUCUCUGAGCUGGCCAUGCUUGCCCAGCUACCAGAUCUGGCAAUUCAUGAAGAGAUUGUGGCAGCUUGCGGCCUGCUUACCAUUCGACAAGAUGUUGUCUACUUUAUUCAUCAAUCUGCAAACGAUUACCUCGGAAAGUUCAAAGCUGAGAUUUUACCUGAGAUCUUUCCCUCGGGACUUGCGCAAGGCCAUCGCGUCAUGGUGACGCGGUCAUUGGACGCCUUGUCAGACUUGAAGAGGAACAUUUAUAAUUUGGAUUAUCCUGGCUGUCCUAUCGAGGAAGUCAGAGUUCCAGACCCAGAUCCCCUUGCUUCAGUUCGCUAUUCUUGUGUCUAUUGGAUUGACCAUCUUCGUGAAAUUGAAGAGAGACAGGGUGAAGUUGGCCUCUCUGAUGACGGCGCGACUCAUCAGUUCCUGAAGAAGCACUUUCUCCACUGGCUUGAGGCUCUGAGCCUAAUCAGCAGCAUAUCGGAAGGAAUCCUUGCCAUAUUGAAUCUUGUUGAAUUUCUUGCCCAAACGUUAUCCGAGUCAGAACUUCUUCGCCUCGUUCAGGAUAUGCGGCGGUUUGCGUUGGAUCAUAGAGAUGUGAUCCAGAAUUUUCCCCUUCAAGUCUAUGGGUCGGCUCUAGUGUUCAGCCCUUCUUGUAGCUUGAUCCGAAAGCUUUUCGAGAGGGAAGAGCUACAAUGGAUAAUUUCUAAGCCGAUUAUGCAGGAUGACUGGGGCGCCUGUCUCCAGACUUUUCACCACGGCGGCCACUUCGUUUUGUCAGUUGCCUUCUCGCCAGAUGGUGAGCGAGUUGCAUCUGCAUCGGCAAAUGGUACUGUCAAGGUCUGGAAUUGUAAUAAUGGAGCAUGUCUCCAGACACUUCACCAUGAUAAGGAUGCCAGUUCAGUUGCCUUCUCACCAGACGGUGAGCGGGUUGCAUCUGCAUCAGAGGAUUGUACUGUCAAGGUCUGGAAUUGUAAUAAUGGAGCAUGUCUCCAGACACUGCACCAUGAUAAGGGUGCCACUUCAGUUGCCUUCUCACCAGACGGUGAGCGGAUUGCAUCUGCAGCAGAGGAUGGUACUGUCAAGGUCUGGAAUCUUUCCAAUGGAACCUGUCUCCAGGAGAUGCAACACAACAAUGCAGUUCUUUCGGUUACUUUUUCACCAGAUGGCAAGCAGGUUGUAUGUGCAUCUUGUGAGCGGACUGUCAAGGUCUGGGAUUGUAAUAAUGGAGCAUGUCUCCAAAGUUUCCGAAAUGAUGGCCCAGUAGAUUCAAUUUCCAUCUCACCAAACGGUCAGCAAAUUGCAACAACUGCAUCAGAUCAUGGUAAUACUGUCAAGGUGUGGGAUCUUUACAAUGGAGCCUGUCUCCAGAAGAUGCAACAUGACAAUCAAGUUGAUUUGGUUGGCUUCUUGCCAGAUGGUCGGCAGGUUGCAUUCAUGUCAGGCAGUCCCUCUGUUAUUGUCAAGAUCUGGAACCUCAACAGUGGAAUCUGCCUGAAGAAGCUUGAACUCGAAAACCUGGCUUUUGACGGCGCGUUCUCCCCAGAUGGUCAACAGGUUGCAACUGUAUUAGUUGCUACUGUCAAACUCUGGGAUCUUAGCAGUCACAGACCGUGCCUCCAGACAUUUGACCACCAUGGCCAGAGAGUACAUGGAGCUCUUAUCUCACCAAACGGCCUGCAGGUUGCCUCUUUUAGUUCUCAAACUAUCAAGCUUUGGGACUCUAAAACGAGCACCUGCCUCCUGACACUUUACCAUGAAGGUGAUUGGGUUUCUUCGGUUGCAUUCUCACCUCAUGGUCACCAGGUUGCAUCUGGAUCAAGUAAAGGAACGAUUCGGAUUUGGGAUCUUCAGGAUGGAGCCUGUCUCCAAAGAUUUAACGAUCACGAGGAAGAGGUAAGGUCAAUUACCUUCUCACCGGAUGGGUGGCGGAUUAUAUCUAUAUCGCGUUAUGAGACUGUCAAAACCUGGGAAGUCGAUAGUGGAGCAUAUAUCCAAAGUCUCGAGAGACAUCAUGGCAAAGGAGUUUCUCAAAUCAUUGUCUCACCCGAUUGUCAGCGAUUUGCAACUUUAUUAGACGGUGUUGGCCCUGCUGGCCUUGACAUUAUCAAAAUCUGGGACUCUGGCAAUGGAUCCUGCCUUCAGACACUUAAAGCCCGUACCAGUCUAUUUGCAUUUUCCGCCGAUGGUCAAUGGCUUCUAACUGCCUCAGAUGUAGGGCCUACCAAGCUUUGGGAUCUCAACAAUGGCACCUGUGUCCAGAUACUGGAAAAUAUAGGAUUUCGUCACAUCUACAAAACAUCAUUUGAUAUGGAUUGUUUGUCCUUUUCGACGGAUAGAGGCACCGUUUUAAUAGAUCUCUCGCCAGCUUCACCCGUCACAUCGAGUGGAACACAGCCGUUGAAACUACAUUAUCGAGGCUACGGUUUGAGUGCUAAUCAAGAUUGGAUCACGUGGAAUGGUCGAAACGUCCUUUUCCUUCCAUCGGAAUAUCGAUUAGUUGAUAAUCGUUCUGGAGAAGUUCAUUCGUUCAAUAUAGUCAUUGGAUCUCUUUCAGGUCGUGUUUUAAUCUUUACAUUUUCUUCAACGGUUUUUCCUUUCUGAUUUAUCUACCCCUUCUUUUUUUGCCAUUUGCCCUUUAGCCUUUGGUUUACUUCGCUUUUGUUUUCUGCAAUUGUUUCGUUUUUAAUAG
This is a messenger RNA of Xylona heveae TC161, 4871 nucleotides long. RefSeq names its product WD40 repeat-like protein. Gene Ontology annotation, molecular function: protein binding. NCBI's taxonomy places the organism in Eukaryota, Fungi, Ascomycota, Xylonomycetes, Xylonales, Xylonaceae. The record is from RefSeq and is a predicted model, not a curated record. Bases 107 to 4783 code for a protein of 1558 amino acids. The transcript has 3 exons.